This is a messenger RNA of Peromyscus leucopus (white-footed mouse), 8416 nucleotides long. It is a transcript of the gene Il17rd, whose product is annotated as interleukin 17 receptor D. Bases 234 to 2459 code for a protein of 741 amino acids. The transcript is spliced from 13 exons. The record is from RefSeq and is a predicted model, not a curated record. NCBI's taxonomy places the organism in Eukaryota, Metazoa, Chordata, Mammalia, Rodentia, Cricetidae. Gene Ontology annotation, molecular function: interleukin-17 receptor activity.
AGCGGCUGCGGGGCGGGGUCAAGACAGGAGGGGCGGGGUGGAGGGGCAGGACCGGGUGGGAGAACUGAGAUCGAGGGCGGGACCUGGAGGAGAGAGGCGGGGCGAAGCCCGGCUGCGCAUGCUCGGUGUGGACGGCCCCCUGCUGCCGCGGCUGCCACCGCCCACUAGGGACUAGGAGCGAGCUGCAGGCGGCUGCCGAGCGGAGAAGGGCCCCGCUGGGCUAGCGUACGGCUAUGGCCCCGUGGCUGCAGCUCUGUUCCUUCUUCUUCACUGUCAACGCCUGCCUCAACGGCUCGCAACUGGCAGUGGCUGCGGGGGGCUCGGGCCGCGCGAGGGGCGCCGACACCUGUGGCUGGAGGGGAGUGGGGCCGGCCGGCCGAAACAGCGGGCUGCACAACGUCACCUUCAGAUAUGACAACUGUACGACCUACUUGAAUCCAGUUGGGAAGCACAUGAUUGCCGAUGCCCAGAACAUCACAAUCAGCCAGUAUGCUUGCCAUGACCAAGUGGCGGUCACCAUUCUUUGGUCCCCAGGGGCCCUUGGCAUUGAAUUCCUGAGAGGAUUUCGAGUCAUACUGGAGGAGCUGAAGUCAGAGGGAAGGCAGUGCCAGCAACUGAUUCUAAAGGACCCGAAACAGCUCAACAGUAGCUUCCAAAGAACGGGAAUGGAAUCUCAGCCUUUCCUGAAUAUGAAAUUUGAAACGGAUUACUUUGUAAAGAUUGUCCCCUUCCCUUCCAUUAAAAAUGAAAGCAAUUACCAUCCUUUCUUCUUCAGAACCCGGGCCUGCGACCUGUUGUUACAACCAGACAACAUGGCCUGUAAGCCCUUCUGGAAGCCUCGAAAUCUGACUAUCACCCAGCACGGUUCAGACGUACAAGUGUCCUUUGACCACGCGCCACAUAACUUUGGCUUCCGUGGCUUCUAUCUUCACUAUAAGCUCAAGCAUGAAGGCCCCUUCAGGCGGAGGACGUGCAAGCAGGACCAGAACACAGAGACAAGCAGCUGCCUCCUCCAAAAUGUUUCUCCAGGGGGUUAUGUCAUUGAGCUGGUGGACGACAACAACACAACCAGGAAAGUGGUGCAGUACGCCGUGAGGCCAGUGCACUCUCCCUGGGCGGGACCCAUCAGAGCUGUGGCCAUCACUGUGCCUCUGGUCGUCAUCUCCGCGUUCGCCACACUCUUCACUGUGAUGUGCAGAAAGAAACAGCAAGAAAAUAUAUAUUCACAUUUAGAUGAAGAAAGUCCGGAGUCCUCCACAUACGCUGCGGCUCUCCCCAGAGACAGGCUCCGGCCCCGGCCCAAGGUCUUCCUCUGUUACUCCAGUAAAGAUGGCCAGAGUCACAUGAAUGUGGUCCAGUGUUUUGCCUACUUCCUCCAGGAUUUUUGUGGCUGUGAGGUGGCUCUGGACCUGUGGGAAGAUCUCAGCCUCUGCAGAGAAGGGCAGAGAGAAUGGGUCAUUCAGAAGAUCCACGAGUCCCAGUUCAUCAUUGUCGUGUGCUCCAAAGGCAUGAAGUACUUUGUAGAUAAGAAGAACUACAAACACAAAGGAGGCAGUCGAGGCGCGGGCCAAGGAGAGCUCUUCCUCGUGGCUGUGGCCGCCAUUGCGGAAAGGCUCCGUCAGGCCAAGCAGAGUUCAUCUGCAGCACUGAGCAAGUUUAUCGCUGUCUACUUUGAUUAUUCCUGUGAAGGAGACGUCCCCUGCGUUCUGGACCUGAGCACCAAAUACAAGCUCAUGGACAACCUUCCCGAGCUGUGUUCCCAUCUGCACUCGGGAGAGCACAGCCUUCAGGGGCUGGCUCAGCACCCAGGACACCACAGCAGUAGAAGGAACUACUUCCGGAGCAAGUCUGGCCGCUCCUUGUAUGUUGCCAUUUGCAACAUGCACCAGUUUAUCGAUGAGGAGCCUGAUUGGUUCGAGAAGCAGUUUAUACCCUUCCCUCCUCCCGCUGUGCGCUACCAGGAGCCGGUCCUGGAGAAGUUUGACUCUGGUUUGGUUUUAAAUGAUGUCAUAACCAAACCAGGGCCAGAGAGUGACUUCUGUCUAAAAGCUGAGGCUGCUAUACUUGGGGCCCCUAGGCCAGCUGACUCAUACUCAUACCUGGAAAAUCAGCAUGCAAGCCUGGACCAGGAUACUGAGGCCCAGCCCAUCUGCGAGAGUGGCCCUGCCUUGCCCCUGUUGCAUGCGGUGAAAGCUGGCAUUCCCUCGGAUAUGCCGCGGGACUCAGGCAUAUAUGAUUCCUCUGUGCCCUCAUCAGAGUUGUCUCUGCCUCUGAUGGAAGGACUCUCCCCUGACCAGAUGGAAACAUCUUCCCUGACCGAGAGUGUAUCUUCCUCCUCUGGCCUAGGUGAAGAGGAUCUCUCUACCCUCCCUUCCAAGCUCCUCGCCUCUGGGGUGUGCAAAGAAGAACAUGGUUGCCACGGCUAUACUGAUGAACUCCAAGUGGUUGCCCCUUUGUAAGGACAUGGGAGCAUCUAAGCUUCGCCACUUUAACGGCUGCUGCUUGGGUUUCCCAGCUCACCUCUGUGUUGUGCAGCCUGCCUGGGGCUGAGGGCUCACACAAUGAUAUCUGGAGUGAAAUUCUGGCCAAUACUCAAUCCUGUCUGCUCCGGCCCUCUAAGAGAUAUUUAGCAGAGUCUCCGAUUUCCCAAAAGCAUAUGGAGCUCUCCAAGGCAUGUCCAUUAGAGCAGGCGGCAGCCGGCUAUGUGAGGCCAUUCCUUGGAUUGGAGCCUUUCCUGGCAGGCAGAGAGGAAGCAGGCACAGAGAAGCAGGAGGCACCAACCCUGCUUGUUCUGACUCCACUGACCUCUGCAAACUUUACCUGUUCUCUUUCGGCUACUUUGAUUCAAACUGCUUUGUGGAAAAAGCACUUUGAACAUCCGGACAGCUACAUAUGAGUACUGCCUGGGACCCAGAUUGUGCUGCGAGUGAUGUUUCCAUCCGUUCCUGAUGUGGAACUUACACUGUCCUGAGUGUUAGGUAAACUCUGAGUCAAAGGUCCAGACAAUGACUCAAUGUCCAUCCAGUCGCCUUUUAUGAAACAACUUUCUCUACAUUACUGGGAAACGUGGCUGACCAGGAUGGAAUCCAAGGAGCAGGCUGGCCCUCUUGACCGUCGUAUGUGAAGAAGAUGCCAGCACCUGGAUGUCUUCCCUGGAUCUAAGGAGCCAGCAUGUGGGGACCACAGCUGUCCUGUUUAGUUUCCCUGGGUUACAAUUGCUGCUCUGUAGCUCGGGUGAUGAUGCACGGAGAUAAAGGACUAUUACACAGCUGGGCAGCGUCAUUGGAAGUUGUGGUUUGAGCUUUGGCUGUGGUGCUCUGUCCUGAACGUUAGAGGUCAGAAUCGAUUAAAAUACAACAAACUGUGUGGGAGGUGGUGUGGCCAGUUAAUCUGCUGACGUGGUUUUGACUAGUGACAAACCUCCUUUUUAGAAAGCAGAAAGGAGGGGAUUGUUACAAAAGUAAAUGCUCUAUUUUUAUGAAUGACUCUUGUACAGAAGUUCUGUUUCCAAAGGCAAAACAUCUCUUCGCAUGCUGUUUAUUAAUUAAUUGGAUGUAUAUAGUGACGUGUCCGUCUCCUCUGUGGAAACCCCCAUCGCCUCGCCCUGGUGCAUUUGGUGUGAGCAUCCUUCUCACAUGAGUGCUGCUGGAUUUUGGCAGGCUGUUUCCCCAGCAUUCUACCGGGAACUGUGAAGGAUUUCCCCAUUCUUUAACCAGAUAGGAUCAACGCAAAGGAGGAUGCUGAGAGAGAUCCCAAGGUGGGGUGGAGGAGGCAAGAGGCAGGGUUUUUCCUUCUAGGCACAUUUUCAGCAGGAGGGGAAGGGAGGCCUCCGCUCCUGCAGCAGUUUGUGUGUGUGUGUGUAUGUGUGUGUGUGUGUGUGUGUGUGUGUGUGUGUUGGAUGCAAGUUUCCUCCCUGCUCUGCACAGGCAGCUGGCAGCUUCUCAGGAGAACGUGCUCCUCUGUCCUCUGCCAGAGGACAGGGCAGCUGCUCUGGGCGAGCUGUGAGAUGGCCUCACCGUAAAACCAGGCCUCCCAGCAGCGGAGUUCGUUCCAUAUUGUCACCGUGGAAUCCAGACCAAGCAGACAGAGCUCCCACCUCCACGAGACUCCCUUGGCCGUCCUCAGUCUUGGCUUUCGUUCUCUGAAGGAGAUCAGUGGGCCUAAAUUGCUAACGUGUGGCCAUUCACUGGGAACAUCAUCAGAGAGGUUUUUUUUGUUUUUUUUUGUUUUUUUUUUUUUAAGCUGAGGCCAAGAAAUAUUUUAGGCUCCCCCAAGGAGACUCCCCAAAGAAACCACUUUUAGGAGAGAUACUAAGUUUUGCAUAUGGGAUGUGGGACCCCUGAGAGUGCCUAGGGCCAGCAUGGGGCCUUGGGCUUAGGGCUAAGCAAAGCCCAGGCAGAGAGCUCACAGCCUGGAUUCAGGUGAGGAAAAUGGAAGGAAACCAUGUGAGCCUUCUAAUAUGCCAGUCUGAAAAGUCAGGAUCAUCAGGUGAUGUUUCAGUUUGGAGUUAGCGACUGGAUGCUUUUAUUUUGAAAUACGAAUGUUUCUGAUCAGAAGACUCAGAUUCUAACGUGCCAAGUGAUGAAACUACAGUAAGGUUGCUUAACUCAGGAUGAGCUGAUAGUGGGUAAUAAAGUGAAAUUUUAUUAGCCAGCCCCUGUCCCCCCUCUGCCUCAUCACUCGGGCUAGGAGUGAGAAUUGCCUUGCAGAUUAAGGCGAAGUGUCUGUUCUGAACAGAGCUGCAGUUUUUGACUCAAAAUUGUCCCCCACAGUAGAGAUGGUAAGAUGGAAGUAGACAAAGGUUCUGACAAGCCACAGGCUUUUUGAUGCUGUAGGAAAACAAGAGGAGGUUGGGUCUGAGAGUGAACAGUAUGUGGGUAAAGAGAGGAUGUCCACUGGGAAGGAGGCCAGGCUAAGACCAGGGCACCAGGAAGCCUAGAAUGACGAAGUAGUUGUUGCCCUGUGUCUGUGGAUGUCCCACAAGUGUAGCUGAUGCUGAGAAACCUAGCUAAAGGGGGAGGGGGAGGGUGUUCUCUGACCAGUUGGCACCAAGUAACAGGAACCACCUCAGGGGGCCUCACCCAGGUACAGGAGUGCAGAGGCUUGGGACUUUGGGGCACAUAGAUGUCUAGAAUGAAUCAGAAGUUGUCCUUGACCAGGCCCAGGGAUUCAGAUGGGACCUAGGCAGGUAAUAGUAUUUUGAGUCAAAAUGAGACUGGGUCUUAAAGUUAUGGUCUGAAGUUUUUGGUUGGCAGGCAGGUGCUAACUAAAGUCAGCCCUGGGUCAGAGCUGAAAGCUGUCUUCAGUGGUCAUGAGAUCAUUGGAGUCAGCAUGCAGAAAGUUAGGGGUUCAAGUUCGUGUCUGAUUGAAGUGCAGACUUACCUCUUCAUAGUUACGUGUUUGUUUUUACUGGUUUUCUUGACAGCCUCUAAUCUUAGGUCCUCUGACCUUUAUGUAAGUAACUAAACAGGGAACCGUCCCCUCCAGACUAUGGGAUUGCAGGGUUGUGGGAGCUUUUCAGAAGGAGUAGGGGAGCUAUUUUAUUCAUGAAGGCAAAAGAAAGGAAAACACAAAAUCAUCAGCUACCUCAACACAAGAAAGAACAUUCUGCCUCUUGGCAGAAAGUAGACCACGCCAAGGUGAAAGUUUCUCAUCUUUUUCUUUUAUCUUCCAUUGUCGGGGAUGGCUGCUCAUAGUUGGCAGAGUCUGCUUUCUGGGGCACCAGAGAGUGUCCUUUCUGCCGCACCCCUGUCCAGCCUUCAGGAGCAGGGAACAUUCCAGAUGAGUGUGUCUCCACAGCAUUUCCUGCUUUUCCCAGUUUUCAAGAAAAGCUGAGAAUUUCUGAUUUUUAAGCUAUUAAUGUCUAGCGCUGGCAAAGCCCAACAACCCAAGUUUAGUCCUGUGAACCUACCCUCUUCUAAAAGUUGUGUUCUUCCACUUCCUCAUGCUGGCUGUGGCACUCACAGAUACCCAUGUCACGUGUGUGUGUGUGUGUGUGUGUGUGUGUGUGUGUGUGUGUGUGUGUGUAUCGUGUGUGUGCACACACCAAGUUUAAAAAGCAAGCAAAACAUUGGCAAUUAAACUUUAGAAACUACUAAAGUGAAUUCAGGACCAACAGAACAUGUAGAUGGAUCUGAUUUUGCACGGUGGCAGCCAGGUUGUGACUUCUGCUUUGUAAGAUGUGAAAUAAACCACCCACUGUAAUCACAAAUAUGUGGGGUCCCGGGAAAAGCUGCUGCUAGCUCUCUCCUCCAGGAAACUUGAUAUGGUCCUGAUGGUUUUGCUUCUCAUGUAGCCCAGGCUGGCCUUGAAUUCCUGAUGCCUCCUGAUGCAUGCACCAUAACCCACAGACUCCCUAUGAUUCCAAAUGCAUUUGAAAUGUUUUGAUUAUGUCUUUAUAUUUCAUGUCUCGAGAGAAAGGCAGCUCAGCUGUUAAAUUUCAGAUUUAUACUGCCCUGCAUUUAAAAGCAGGCAACAGUUGCAUUUCAACCCCUGGACUUUGGGGGCCUUAUUUAUAGUUCAACUCUAGUUGUAAUAAUGUAUUUAUGUGGGGGGCAGUUCUGAGCUUAUGCCAACAUACUGUUAGGGGAAAUUUAUUUGGGGAAUACAGUAAAGCGCCCCAACACUGGAUUUUGCUAUCAUCCUUUUUCUGUAGCCUGGGACUGUUGGGAGGUGUGAUAAAGAAAACGAAGAGAAGCAUUUCCUGUUGUUGAGAUAGGUAACAGGUGUCCCAUGGGUGUUUGGUCACCCUGGUCAAAUCACCACUUUUCCAGAUCCAAGGGUGAAAGUUGGCCACAGGAAGGCCGGCCGGCUGCAAGCGGUUGGGUUUGGUUCCAGUUUCAGAAUUUGAGGGCGAGGAGAGGCUUAGAUCACCCAGCACGUUCCCUCCAUGCACUCAAGACAGGCUGUGCUUGAGUUGUUCCAGACACAAGGCUGUGUCCCAGAGUCUGGCUCCUUAGCGAAGGAGAUUCUGUAACCUCCCCGCUGAUCAGAUAGUUCUAUGUAUGUCUUUGUUGCAGAAAUUCAAGCCAGCUUUCUUUUGUCUAGGGUGUAGAGGAGAAAGAACAGCUGGUCGCCUUCCCAGUAUUGAAAACCACAGUGAAGUCAUCCCUUGGUGUUUUUUCAGUAGUAAAUAAUCACACCCACUUAACAUCUUUCACGGCUCUUGUUCUCCAGGGGCUUAAUGAUUUCCUCCGUUCCUGCACUUCUCAGCACUUCUCGGCUUCACACUCAGUGUCGUUACCCAGACAACACCGGUGCCUUGUUCACAUGGGUGCUCUCCGACAGCCAUGCCCAAGUUAGGGUUACAGGGAAAUUUGUGCAGGCCUGGGUGCUCUCACCACAUAGAAAACAUCACGGCACUUUAAAACACUGUCCUAUCACUGAUACGAGUUUGGAGAGUUAUGACCGCCACUUUUGGUCUCUUGGUGAUAGUCCUGGCUCCUGUGGUAUAGCUUCUUUUCUCCCACGGGCAAACACUUGGUGCUCAUUGCUGAUGUAUUUAAUGUCUUCUUUUAUUCUGAAGACACCUUCAAGGCCAGCUCUUACCUUCAGAGUGGCAGCUACUCCACACUCCCACUUCGGGUUCUGUUUUUACCUAUCUGUAGACUUGACCUUUAUUUUGUGAAUCAUAUCAUCGCUUAAAUGGUGCACACCAGCAGAACUGGCAAGGUAAGGGGCAGGCGUUGCUAAGUGCCACCUUCCCAAUGCUGUUGGGGACUAAUUUACAAACCCUUUUGAAUGCCUCAGAGAGAGCCUCUGGGGAAUUUUGGCCAAUUGUUUUCUUUCCUGCCCCUUGGGUCAUCCUUGAUAUUCACCUGGGAUCACAGACACCAAGGCUGUAUCUCUCAGUCGAGCAGGCAUAGUAGCUGAUACAAUCAGAAACCAGACAGAAGCAAUCAUUCCAACUGCACAGCUAAUAUUUAUAUUGCAUAGAAUCCGGCAGAAAGAGUCAAGGAGCAGCCUCCUGUGACUGCCACUGGGUUAUACGCAAUGUGCUCAUCUGUUAUUUAAAAAAAAAAAUUCUCUUCCUCUCGAAAAGAAGCAUGUCAAGUUUGGACAGCAGCAAAAAACUUCCGUACAAAUCCAAAGUGUUCAUUUUGAGUGUAACAUUAAUUUUCGUUAUCUGUUUCAAAGCAAUUAUUUUUACUGUGGAAGCUCCCGUGUUAAGAAGGAAGGCCUUCGGGCACAGUGAUGAUGAUGACAUUGUUCUGUUUUAUAUUUUAAGUUUUUUCUUUGUGAGGUUUGGCAGAAUAGUGAGCACGGGCAGGCUGUAGCAGUGUGCCGUAUUUUCACAUUGGAGAUAUUGGUGGUGUAUUUGUACAAAACUCCAUAGAUGACAGUCAGUCAUGGCUGACGUUUGUAAGAUGUUUUUGUGCCUUAGAAUUUCUGCAUCAAAUAAAGUGUUUUCUUGUAA